Lolium perenne is the source of this 1351-nucleotide messenger RNA. RefSeq lists its product as uncharacterized. Lineage: Eukaryota; Viridiplantae; Streptophyta; Magnoliopsida; Poales; Poaceae. The record is from RefSeq and is a predicted model, not a curated record.
CACCCCAUGCAAGUAAGAGCCGCCGCCCAGUCUUGCUGAAUUCCCUAAUACUACAGACUCGUUGGAGAUGCAAAGCCUCGCACGGUCGAUUAUUCGAACCAUCGGCAGACUCGGCUCUGCUCCGCCACGCCGGUGGCUUCCAGCGCUUGCGCGAAGAGAUGAACAUCCUGCUCGUCUUUUCCGUGAGGAGAAGAGUAAGCUUGGUUUGCCGCACCUCUGCUUUUCUUGUGCCACUAUACGAGGCAUGGAUAAAGCAGAGACAAAGAAGGCAGCAGACAAGAACAAUACCAUGGUAGAGACGACGAUGGUAAACAAAGAUAUACUUCCAAUGCCAAUCAUUUCUGGUAGCAGCCACCGUGAUGGCUCUAUAUACAAGAGAAGGCACGAUUUGGAAAGGGAUUACUGUGUUGAUAUUGCUGACCGCACAGAGACUUCGCUGGAGCCAGAUUGGGGAUACUAUGCGACAUCUGACAUGAUGCAGUUUUUCUCGUUAAAGUUGGCUAAAUCUCCUAUCAACAAUGGCUCAAUACAAUUAUAUGGUUACAUAGCGGCACGAGACGAGAUUGAUUUAAUGCUUAAUUAUGUUUUCAAUUGUAGCAGAGAAGAUCCCAUCGUCGUGCAACAGGGUUCUCUCAUCGAAAUGACUGGUCCUAAGAGAGGAAUUGCGUUAAACUGUGAUGUUCUACUUGAGUUUGACAUGCGGAUCAAGAAUGGAGAAAAGGAAGAAGAUGAUGCACAGCUGAUUGAUGGAAUGGUGGAAUUUCGGGGACUAUUUAUGCUAUGGAAACCAACGGAAGUUCGCCUUGAGAGCAAUUGUGGUGCAGUUGAUAUGUCUGUUGCACUUAUUAAUGAUGCAAUCACUGCCACAGUGGAAGUUAUCAUAUCAGAAGUGCAGAGUGGUUUUGAUUUGUCCCUCAGUUCCAUCAUUUCUGUUGCGGGUGAACAUACAGAAUUUCAGCUUUUUCAUGGUACUGUUGGUGAGUGGUGUGGAUUCAGAAGAUUUGCAAUCGCCGUCACAUUGGAUACUAUGAUGCAUUUGAAGUUCAUGGUUGGUCACAAAUACUCAAAACCUAAUAUUGAACGCAAUUGCUCCUUCAAAGCUAAGCUAGAUGGAUACGCCAGCCAUCGAAUAAGGCUUGAGCUCGCUUUCAUCACUGUUAAGGUGACAUGGGUGGCGUGGCCUCCUGUAUAAACCCUUAAUCGUUUAGCUUUAAGCGAUGUUGUGUAUUCUUACUGGGUGAUGAUUUGCUUACUUGACUAUAUAUUACCGUUGUGAUGGAACCAGAGUAUUGUGAACAUUUUUCUUCUCUGACUCAGAAAUUUUGAAGACCAAAAAUUAGCGAUUGUACAA